AUGGAGGAAGACGUUCCCGACGAGGCAGGCAGAGGUACCAUCAAAAGAGCACGGACAGCCAAAUCCGAGUGCGAAGUGGAUCCGAAAGAACAAGUAGCAGCCCUGCAAGAAGUGAUAAAAACGUUGAGGGCCAGUUUUCAAAAAGCCGAAGAUAAAAUGGCAAAGAAAGAUGAAGAAAACGAGCGACUAAGGGCCGAAAUCUCUCAACAAAGUGAAAAAAUCAAGAAGAUGUCAAGCCGGUGUGCAGUAUAUGGUUGUGCUGUUGACAAUAUGUGCAAGAGUUUUGUACCUGGUACAGCUUUUUAUAGCUUUCCGAAAGACAAGGAAAUGCAAGCAGUUUGGAAACAUUUGUGUAAACGUAAGGACAGUUUUAAUGUUAAGUUUGCUCGUGUUUGCUCUAAGCACUUUAUUGAAAGUGAUUAUGAACGUAAUUUAAAGCAUGAAUUGCUGGGGUAUACACCAGCAAAACAUCGUCCUUUAAAAAAAGACGCUGCUCCGUCAAUAAACUUACCUACUGCAACAAAUAAACAAAAACAGAAAGCGAAUUCUGCUGAUAGAACGAACCGCCAACAUAAAAGGCAACAAAAAAGACUUGUGGAUGAUCUAUUAAAUAGGUAGGUGAUAUUUAUUACAUUAAACUGAUAAAUAAUAAUAUCUAAUAAUCAUUUAAUUUACUAAAUAUUUGUUUUUGUAGGGCCGAAUCUUGCAAUAGUAAUAGAAAUAGUUCUGAUGACAGUCAGAAGGUUAGUGCCUCUUGUUUUAUGCCCGAGA
Messenger RNA from Diabrotica virgifera virgifera (western corn rootworm), 771 nucleotides. RefSeq lists its product as uncharacterized. NCBI's taxonomy places the organism in Eukaryota, Metazoa, Arthropoda, Insecta, Coleoptera, Chrysomelidae. The record is from RefSeq and is a predicted model, not a curated record. The coding region runs from base 1 to 618 and encodes 205 amino acids. The transcript is spliced from 2 exons. Gene Ontology annotation, molecular function: sequence-specific DNA binding.